Molecule: messenger RNA, 3487 nt
Organism: Boleophthalmus pectinirostris (great blue-spotted mudskipper)
Lineage: Eukaryota; Metazoa; Chordata; Actinopteri; Gobiiformes; Gobiidae
Gene: usf2
Product: upstream transcription factor 2, c-fos interacting
Exons: 11
Coding region: 377-1354 (325 amino acids)
Biological process (GO): regulation of transcription by RNA polymerase II
Molecular function (GO): DNA-binding transcription factor activity, RNA polymerase II-specific; protein dimerization activity; RNA polymerase II cis-regulatory region sequence-specific DNA binding
Source: RefSeq, a predicted model, not a curated record
CGUGAACCGCAUAGCAGCGGAUAAGGAAACGAAGGACAAAACGACCUUUCCGCAAAGAAAUAAACUGAAAUAACUCGCAAAUUAUCCAAUACGAGACUACUAAGCGAUUUGUAGCAACGUUAAAAGGCGCGUCGGAUUCGUUCAGGUAUCCAAAGCUGCAGGAUUGCGCUUCGUUUUGCGUAAAAGGCGCUCGGUGCAGCUCGGUGCUCGUCUUCGGCCUCCAUUUUCUUGUAGCCCGCUCGGCGCCUCACGUGUCCCGGACUGUCUUUCUCACAUGACCCGUGUGUUUGUCCCCGUGACCACCAGCGCUUCCAUCUCUGUAAAUCAGUGUCGUUGAAUAUCAGCAUUUUUUACGCACACCCCGCAAAAGCCUCACAUGGAUAUGCUGGAGCAGAGCCUGGAAAACACGGCGAGUCACGACAAACAGGAUUCAGAGGACGUGGUGGCGUUGCAAGAAGGAGAGGCAGUGGGAGAGGAGCAGACUGCAGUCAUCACAGGCGUCCCACAGGCAGCAUUUGCAGACCACAAUGUACAGUACCAGUUUCGCACAGAGAACAGCGGAGGACAGCAGGUGACGUAUCGCGUGGUCCAGGUCACAGACGAUCAGCUGGAGGCCGCAGACGGAUCUGGAGCCGUCAGCGUUGUUUCUGCAGCUGCGUUUGCCGGAGCUCCUCAGGCUGUUGCCCAGGCUGUGAUCCAGAACCCGUUCAGUAAUGGAGGCAGUCCUGCUGGGGAGACCGUGGGAGGCGAGACGCGUUUUGCUUAUUUUCCUGCUGCUACAGUGAGCGAUGGAACAGCCACAGCAGUGUCUGUACAGGCCACAGCGGAGCCCACCAUCACACAAGCUGGAGGUCAGUUUUAUGUCAUGAUGAGUCCCCCUGAGGUGCUCCAGACAGCAGCUCAGCGCUCCAUCGCCCCGCGCACACACACAUACUCUGCAGAUCUCACUGAUGGCGACUUGUUGCAGACUGGCAGUUCAAACUGGAAGGUAGAUGGUCCCCGAGCUCCUAGAGACGAGAGGAGAAGAGCACAACAUAAUGAAGUUGAAAGAAGAAGAAGAGAUAAGAUAAACAAUUGGAUCGUAACUCUGUCUAAAAUUAUCCCUGACUGCAGUGUGGACAGCAGAACAGGAGCGAGUAAAGGCGGUAUCUUGUCCAAAGCCUGUGACUACAUCCGCGAGCUGCGUCAGAGCAACCAGAGACUCCAGGAGAGUUUUAAAGAUGUGGAGCGGGUCGAGAUGGACAAUGAACUGCUUAGACAACAAAUUGAAGAACUGAAGAAUGAUAAUGCACUACUGCGAGCACAACUCCAGCAGCACGGUAUAGAAGUCAAUGGAGAUGCAACACCCCAAUGAUGUUGAACUGGACUCUUCUAAUAACAUCACUAAUGUUGCUAUUUCCUUCAACCCACCACCACCACCACCUUCACCACCACCAAUAACCCGGAAACCAAUCUUGGAAGACAAUUUUGCAUAAACCUUUGGACCAUACAAGACAAUACAAGGCACGAGACACUGACAAACUGCUCUUGAACUGCACCUCCUUUUCACCGAGAUGUCCCAAGCCUCAACGAAAUCCACACCAUGUUUUUCGAAAUGACCUAUGCUUGCACCAAACCUUUCUGUUAAUUACGAGUUCAGUUCUGCCAUAGACAUUUUACUUUUAAGGUCCUAUAUUACGCUACAUGGACUCUUGUGAGCUUUAAGCCAUGUUAGAAUGAUGUUACUUCCUUAAAAACUGACCCAGAGUUGUGUUUUGUUUCAUUCACACAUGUUUGAGUAAACCUUUAUUAUUAGUUUGUCUACUUCUCGAAAACUCAAUAUGCUUUGUUCCACCUUGUGAUGUCAUGAAGCAAGCAGUAGUUUGCAAUUUAACAGCUGCCUUUUUUUUUUUUUGUUCAGUAGAGAUCGGCAAUUCCAGCUUUUGAAAUCAUCCAAAUGUUUCUACUGAAGGUGUAUGCAGUUUAAAAACACAGUGGAGCACUUUCUGUAUCACCACAUGACAUCACAAAGUGGAACAGAGUGUUUUCAGUUUGAGAGAAGAGCUCAGCCUAAAUACGCAGGGUUUGUGUGUGUGUUAAACAUGUGUGAAUGAAACAAAACACAACGCCAGGUCUGUUUUUGACGAGGAAACAACAUAACAUAGAUCAGAAAAUAGUGUAAUAUGGGAACUUUAACGGGAUUUUCCAGCACUUUGUUUAAAAAAAAAAGUCAGAUAAUGCAUUUUUAGUUUUUAUUAUUUGCCCUCUACAAGUGCCUCUGUGGCAGUAUGAUUACAAGUAGAGAAUAUCUUUUUUAUUAAUAAUUUCUAACUAUUUUAAGAAACAGAUUUCACCUACAAACUGCUGGACUAUCCUCAUUUCAGAACCUUUUGUUGUCAUUUGACGUGUUGAAACUACUAAAUGUGUUUUGCUUUGUCAUUUUAAUUUAUUUAGUCUGUUUAGGCACCAACCAAUGCUGUUUUUUGUGUUGUCAUCUCCCUUUAGCUAUUAAGAAUGUCACUGAUAACUCUUAUAUUUAGACAUUGUUUUCAAAAGCGGCCAUACCCUACAAUGGUUUAUGUAAAUGUAGGUUUGAUAGCACAGAAAGGAGGUGAUCUUAUACGAAGGCCUUAUUUUAAAGCCUUUUGGAGACUAACGUAGCUCAGGUAUCCGGGAUAGUGCUCUGGCAAGUAGUUCCCAUUUUCAAGAAAUCUUAUACUGAGAGAUUGUUGACUUCUCAUAACAUGAAUUUUGAUCUGUAAAUUGUGUUAAACGGGCAUUAAAUCAAUUGUUUGUAUAUUUGAAGAGGUUGCUGGUUUAAUGCACUGACGAUGAUACUGAAAAAAAUUAUGUUUUUUGCUAACUUUUUAUAAUAACUACACCUUAAUUAGUUUGAAUUUGUUUAAGAAUAAUUAAGGCUUAGUAACUACUUAAAGGUGCACUGUGUAGAUUUCCGGGUGGAGGAUCUGUUACCAUGGAGAUGUUGUUGCUACGGGGUUAUCUGUUUCCAUGGAGACAAGUGACGUAACAAUUCACGGGUCUGAUCUAUGGAGAGAUGAGCCCGCUUAAUGCCAUAUUGCGGUACGUUCCAGGGAAAGCAAUCUCCAUGGACACAAACAUGGUGCUGGACUCGUACCAGAAAAGUUACAUAGUGCAGCUUUAACCUAACUCCUUAACUAAGUGGUUACUAAGCCUGAAUCAUUCGUAAUUAACUCGUCUUUAUAGAGGCCGUCAAUAGUGGAGUUAUUAUAAAAUGUUACCAGGUUUGUUUUAAAUAUUUUUUGUUUUUUAAUUAGCCCUGAAAAAAACAAAAAUAACUGGGAACUUUUGCUGGACAGAGGAUUGUAUUAAUACUCGCCUGGUCAGUGAGGAGUGUGCUGAGAUGAGAUGGGGUGAAGCGGUAUUAAGACUAACCGACUUUUGUCUAGACUGAAGUCACCACCGCAUGGAGCAAAAACCACUGGCAUGUCUGAUUCUGAUACAAUAAACAAGUCUUUAUAAAAACGUC